This is a messenger RNA of Pyrenophora tritici-repentis Pt-1C-BFP, 1107 nucleotides long. RefSeq names its product putative ring finger domain protein. Lineage: Eukaryota; Fungi; Ascomycota; Dothideomycetes; Pleosporales; Pleosporaceae. The record is from RefSeq and is a predicted model, not a curated record. Gene Ontology annotation, biological process: protein ubiquitination. Gene Ontology annotation, molecular function: ubiquitin protein ligase activity.
AUGGAUUCGCAGAAAGCCAUCCCAUCGUCAGCCAAAAAGUUCAUUGAGACAGGCAUCGAGAUAGUCAGUUGCGCAAUAUGUCACGACACGUUUACCGCCGAGCACGUCGCCAUCCAGAUCAUAGCGUGUGGGCAUCAGUUCGGUAAGAACUGUCUCGAAGAAUGGCUGCGACAGAGGAAUUUGACAGGCACAUGUCCACUGUGUCGUGGCGUGCUGUUCAAUGCGUCCAACAUUCCCGACCGACGAGGUCGAGCGCGACAAGUGAGUCCGAGUACCGGUACCUCGCCCCCGAUCUUUGCUCCCGACGCCCCGGUUUCUCCUACCCGAUUUAUCCAGUAUUACAGCCAAACUUUUAACGUACGCGACUCGACGCAGGGGGGAUUUCUCAGUAGACUCUGGUCAGGCAUCAUGAAUCCGCCUCCUGGCGACCAGGUAGCCACCGCUGUCCGCAUCAUCAUGUUGGCAUUUGAGGAGUUUCCUGGCCCGGAAUACAACGCUUUAAUGAGGUAUAUCAGUCGCAUCUCUUCCAUCGGUCCUCAAGCGACCUGGACAACCUGCCCUAUUACAAGCCUCUUCAACACGCUCUCGUGCGUUGCGCGCUGUUGUCAGAAGGGGUUUACGCUUUCCUUGGCAACGUGGCAAGCCAUAAUGCGCUAUCAACUUGACGCCGGAAACGAUAAUCUGCAUUGGCUCAACAUACGAAACGCUGCUUGGAUGCUACAUGGACUGCACAGGGAAGGUCAAUCAACUGGAAAACACUGGCUCAAACUACAUCUCUUCCUCAUCAUUCUGGGUAUCCAUCGAUCUGAGCAGCAUCUGCCCGUUUACGGGGCUAGAGAACUACUAGAGCUAAUCUGCAUCCUGGGCUGUGAAGAUCCUUUUGGGACGCUGGCACAGGAGUAUUCGACCAGGCUUUUUCUCUUAGCUGCGAUUCAUGUUUUAGAGUUGAGCAAAGUCCUAUAUCGGCCUUGUCGGGAUGCGCGUGGCUUGAGACUGCUUGAUGAUAAUACGAGUCGGCAGUUGUUGAAGCAGGACGUUGAGGCGCUGUGGCUUGAGGGUAUGACAUUGGCAGCGAAGGAGAUGGCAGAAGGUCGGUCCUUUCUAUAA